AAAUCCAAAUUUUUGCAGUUAGAGAGAGAACGAUCGAAGGGAUGGAGAAAUCGGCAUUGGUUGCACUGUUACUUCUUGCGCUGAUUGGCGAAUUAGGGGUUUAUGCAUUGUAUGGACCCUCGUCCCCCGUUCUUCAGCUAAAUCCUAACAAUUUCAAGUCGAAGGUCCUUAAUUCGAAUGGUGUAGUUUUGGUUGAGUUUUUUGCACCGUGGUGUGGUCAUUGUCAAGCGCUGACGCCCGCGUGGGAGAAGGCAGCCAAUGUCUUGAAAGGUGUAGCAACUGUGGCAGCUCUAGAUGCCGAUGCUCACCAGUCGCUAGCUCAGGAAUAUGGAAUCAGAGGUUUUCCUACCAUUAAGGUCUUUGCACCGGGUAAACCCCCUGUAGAUUAUCAAGGAGCUAGGGAUGUCAAGCCUAUUGUUGAAUUUGCACUACAACAGGUCAAAGCACUCCUCAAGGAACGUCUGGAUGGGAAAUCAGCUGGAGGAUCCAGUCAGAAAUCAGAACCAAGCGCAUCGGUGGAACUGAACUCACGCAAUUUUGAUGAAUUGGUUCUGAAGAGCAAGGAGCUCUGGAUUGUGGAGUUCUUUGCUCCUUGGUGUGGACACUGCAAAAAGCUUGCUCCUGAGUGGAAGAAGGCAGCCAACAAUCUCAAGGGCCAGGUGAAGUUGGGUCAUGUAGACUGUGAUGCAGAAAAAUCUUUGAUGAGCAGGUUCAAUGUACAAGGAUUUCCUACUAUCUUGGUGUUUGGUGCUGACAAAGACAGUCCAUUUCCCUAUGAAGGAGCAAGAUCAGCAUCAGCAAUUGAAUCAUUUGCUUUGGAGCAGCUGGAAACAAAUUCUGCCCCUCCUGAAGUGACUGAAUUGACCAGCCCAGAUGUUUUGGAGGAGAAGUGUGGUUCAGCUGCCAUUUGCUUUGUUGCCUUCCUCCCUGACAUAUUAGACUCCAAGGCCGAAGGCAGAAAUAAGUACCUUGAGCUUUUGUUAUCGGUCGCAGAAAAGUUCAGAAAGAGCCCUUACAGUUACCUCUGGGCGGCCGCAGGUAAGCAGCCGGAUCUUGAGAAGCAUGUAGGAGUAGGAGGCUAUGGAUAUCCAGCUUUGGUAGCUCUAAACCUGAAGAAGAAAGCUUAUGCCCCACUCAGAAGCGCAUUUGAGCGUGACCACAUCAUAGAGUUUGUGAAAGAAGCUGGACGGGGCGGAAAGGGGAUUGUACCUCUGGAAGGCAGCCCCGUAAUCGUUAAAACCGAGCCAUGGGAUGGUAAAGAUGGACAAAUCAUAGAAGAAGAUGAAUUCUCCCUUGAAGAACUUAUGGGAGAUGACAGUGUGAGCAAGGAUGAGUUAUAGCUCACACAAUUUACAUGUGAGAGAGAGAGCUGCAUGCAAUUGAGGUAAUAUCAAUUUUGAUGUACGAAUGGUGUAUUGCUUCAGGAAUGAUUCACUCUCUAAAUUGACAUUAGAACUUGUGGAUUCAUUAGUUCAAGUGUAGUUUAAUCAGCUUCGAAGAUUGACACCCCUCUGACAAGUGUGUUUUGAGUUGGAUGUCUUGUGUUGACGCGGGAUAAACUUUUCUGCAUAUUUACGUUGGCUGAUUUAAUUGUUUGGUUUUUUGACA
Sesamum indicum (sesame) is the source of this 1608-nucleotide messenger RNA. RefSeq names its product protein disulfide isomerase-like 2-3. Lineage: Eukaryota; Viridiplantae; Streptophyta; Magnoliopsida; Lamiales; Pedaliaceae. Gene Ontology annotation, biological process: response to endoplasmic reticulum stress. Gene Ontology annotation, molecular function: protein disulfide isomerase activity; protein-disulfide reductase activity. Gene Ontology annotation, cellular component: endoplasmic reticulum lumen. The record is from RefSeq and is a predicted model, not a curated record.